CGAUUCUAGUGAUAAGUACCAAAAAGUGACAUCGGAUCGGAACUGAUUAGACGGAGACAGUGUCGAAUGACAAACGUUCAACUAUCGUAACCUUGUAAGGCUGGUGUGACCGGCUAGGAAACCGAGCAAACUAUCGCCGAAGCCGACUGCCAAAAUAGGACCGGCACGACGAUGAAGGGCUGGUUCGAUGCGUUCCGCGACGACGGAGCGCCAACGCUUUACUCCUUCUCAAACCGCACACCCGUCACAGGAGAUGUUCCGAUCGUGGCCGUCUGCGUUAUGUUCGCCACCGUCUACCUGGCGUUUCUGGUCAUAUUUCCCGGCGUGAGAAAGCAGAAAUUGACGACAUUCACCACCGUUACAUUAAGCCUUUUUGUUGGACUAGUCAUUUUGGUAAGCCGCCUUGGAUCCGGCUGGCAUGUGGCUCAGUCGACGAUCGUCGCACCGUAUCGUGCGUUUUCCCGGGAAAAGCUGCCCGCCCGCAUCGGAGCACACAUCGGGCUGAUGCACAUCAACAUAACGCUGACCGCGCUCCCCGUUGGCAACUGGACGCCUCCCGAUAUCGACUUCAACGAACGGUUCAGCUGGAACCAUGCGACCGACAUGGGCAACUCCUACCGCGACGCUUUGCAGCGGGGUCUGCCCUACCCGAUUCUGACGGUGGCUGAGUACUUUAGCCUGGGACAGGAAGGCUUCGCCUGGGGCGGUCAGUACCGGGCCGCAGGUUACUUCGCCAGCAUUUUGCUCUGGGCUUCGUUUGCAUCGUGGCUACUGAUGAAUCUCCUACUAGUUGCGGUGCCACGCUACGGUGCCUACACGAUGGCCCUGACUGGAGCGUUGCUGAUAGGCGCCAGCAUUGGUUACAGUGCGAUGCUGCCAAAACGUCCGCUAAUGAUCGUCAUCGAGGGCGCCCGAAUUGACUUCCAUCUCGGAUGGUGUUUCUAUCUAGUGCUCGUCGCAGGAGUUUUAUGCUUUGCGAUAGGCUUGGUUAUUUCUAUUAUUGACCUCGUGUGGCCACAUCGCUUCUCGACCAUUCUAGAGGUGUACUACGACACACCGUACGAUCGGCACGUAAUCCUCGAAGAAUCCCACGACGUUCGGUAUCGCAAGCGAAACAGCAAAGGGCUAGAAGAGCCACCGGGUCUCGGAUCGCGCAUUCUGCGGCGCCUGUCGUCGAAGACACGUGACCAGAACACCGACAAAAUGGGCAUCGAAAAUCGAGGCUUCCAACACGACGUUCCCAAAUCACCGUGGCGCUAUCCCUUCCGACGUGCGCAACAGACUCCGCCGCAGGCCAUUCAGCGGACGGUCUCACAAGACUCGACCUCCAGCAUUGCAUCGGCUGCUGCCAUGUCCCCAUCGCUGCACAAAGUUGCCCUCUCGCGAAUGCUUCCAAAACCGCCAUUGGAACGCACUCGGGAAAUUUCCAACUGGUAAAACCAGGCCAUGGUACAGUCUUAGCAGUCGACGACCGCAGUGAAAGAUGCCACACUACCACAGGCUUCCUGUUUGCGUGAUGAUCUUAUGUGAUCUUAUGUGAUACUUAAGAGUUUAACUGCAAAACGCUGACCACUGGCCGUGCAUUUUAUUAUUCUUUCUUUUAAAAAAGGUACGUUGACCGUCUCUCCGUCCAGGACAAGAAAACAGGUGGCCAUCGUUGAAGUUUUGUAGUUCACUGUCCGUCGUUAGAAACCCUGCUUACUCUAAUCCAUUUCCGGCCAGGUACGGUUUUUGCAACGCAUUUUAGUAAGGGCUACGUAGCAGGGUGUUUUAUUUUUAGGAAACAGUUUUGAGCCGUUCAGCAAUUUAAGUAGUAGAAUGCAGUAACAGCAGCCAAGAAACUACGGCAGUUUGCUCUUUAAUAAGGCGAGGGAAAAGCUGAAUAGCUGACCUGCUUGUAACGGCUGCUACCGCCAAACAACCACUUCGUCUUGUCACUGGCUGUGGGGAUUACUCUUGCUAGUGAGUGUCGACAAAGUCAUCGAAAGAAACAAAACGCACGGCGUCGUAAUAGGUUCACAGCAAAGUGGCAGUGGUACGAUUUUAAGUAAUUUAUUGUUCCUCUUUACCAGUGUUAAGCAAUCGUCGUGAGAUCGUGUAGCGAAGAAAGACGAAGCGCACAGUGCGCCGACAGAAUGUGCAUCAAGGUAUUGUAAAACCACAUGGUUUAGUUUAAGUGAAAAUUGUAAAACCUGACUUAAGGAUAUUCUGCGAAAAGUAUAAUCAAAGGAAAUAAAUGU
This is a messenger RNA of Anopheles bellator, 2240 nucleotides long. RefSeq names its product dual oxidase maturation factor 1 (gene mol). Gene Ontology annotation, cellular component: endoplasmic reticulum membrane. Gene Ontology annotation, biological process: protein transport. The transcript has 9 exons. The record is from RefSeq and is a predicted model, not a curated record. Bases 172 to 1437 code for a protein of 421 amino acids. NCBI's taxonomy places the organism in Eukaryota, Metazoa, Arthropoda, Insecta, Diptera, Culicidae.